Molecule: messenger RNA, 1459 nt
Organism: Physeter macrocephalus (sperm whale)
Lineage: Eukaryota; Metazoa; Chordata; Mammalia; Artiodactyla; Physeteridae
Gene: MYH7B
Product: myosin heavy chain 7B
Exons: 9
Coding region: 16-1338 (440 amino acids)
Cellular component (GO): myosin II complex; myosin filament; cytoplasm
Molecular function (GO): actin filament binding; microfilament motor activity
Source: RefSeq, a predicted model, not a curated record
GUUGGAGCAUGAGCCAUGGGGGUGGCCCCUCAGUGCCCUGUCCACUCUGCAGAGGAGAUCAGCGACCUCACAGACCAGGUCAGCCUCAGCGGGAAGAGCAUCCAGGAGCUAGAGAAAGCCAAGAAGGCACUGGAAGGGGAGAAGAGCGAGCUCCAGGCCGCGCUGGAGGAGGCUGAGGGGGCCCUGGAGCUGGAGGAGACCAAGACUUUGCGGAUCCAGCUGGAGCUUUCCCAGGUCAAGGCUGAGGUGGACCGGAAACUGGCGGAGAAAGACGAGGAGUGCACUAGCCUGAGGCGCAACCACCAGCGGGCAGUGGAGUCCCUGCAGGCCUCCUUGGAUGCAGAGACUCGGGCCCGCAACGAGGCGCUGCGGCUCAAGAAGAAGAUGGAGGGCGACCUCAACGACCUGGAGCUGCAGCUGGGCCACGCCACCCGCCGGGCCACGGAGGCACAGGCCGCCACGCGGCUGCUGCAGGCCCAACUCGAGGAGGCGCAGGCGGGGCGGGAUGAGGAGCAGCGGCUGGCGGCCGAGCUCCACGAGCAGGCACAGGCCCUGGAGCGGCGGGCCGCCCUGCUGGCCGCGGAGCUGGAAGAGCUGCGGGCCGCCCUGGAGCAGGGCGAGCGCAGCCGGCGGCUGGCGGAACAGGAGCUGCGGGAGGCCACCGAGCGCCUCAACCUCCUGCAUUCACAGAACACAGGCCUCCUGAGCCAGAAGAAGAAGUUAGAGGUGGAUUUGGCCCAGCUGAGCGGGGAGGCGGAGGAGGCUGCCCAGGAAAGGCGGGAAGCCGAGGAGAAGGCCAAGAAGGCCAUCACCGAUGCAGCCAUGAUGGCAGAGGAGCUGCAAAAGGAGCAGGACACGAGCGCACGCCUGGAACGGAUGAAGAAGACGCUGGAGCAGACGGUGCGGGAGCUGCAGGCCCGGCUUGAGGACGCAGAACAAGCCGCCCUCCGUGGUGGGAAGAAGCAGGUGCAGAAGCUGGAGGCCAAGGUGCGGGAGCUGGAGGCUGAGCUCGACGCAGAACAGAAGCAGCACGCCGAGGCCCUCAAGGGGGUGCGGAAACACGAGCGCCGGGUCAAGGAGCUCACGUUCCAGGCUGAGGAGGACAGGAAGAACCUGGCUCGCAUGCAGGACCUGGUGGACAAGCUGCAGAGCAAGGUCAAGAGCUACAAACGUCAGUGUGAAGAGGCGGAGCAGCAGGCCAACACUAACCUGGCCAAGUAUCGCAAGGCCCAGCACGAGCUGGACGAUGCGGAGGAGCGGGCGGACAUGGCGGAAACCCAGGCCAACAAGCUGUGGGCGCGGAACCGGGACGCCCUGGGCCCCAAGCACAAGGAGUGACACCUGAGCCUGGGCUCUGAAGAGGGACACCUGCUGUUUGCCCCACCCUGAUCCCCUCCUCUCUUCAUCCACCCCUGCUGGAGCCUCGCCACCCCAAGCUCUGCUACACCCUGAAUAAACG